AUGGUCAAACUAUCCUCUUGUAACUCUUGGCUCUGUAUUUUCUUUGUCUCACUCUAUUACUUCUUCACUUGCUUAGCUAAAAAUACUAGAAACAUCACCACUGAUGAAUUUGCACUUCUUGCAUUCAAAUCCUCUAUUACCUUAGACCCUCAUCAUAUAUUUAGUAAUUGGUCAAUCUCAUCUCCAUCUUUUUCCUCUUCAUGCAAUUGGGUUGGUGUUACUUGUGAUGCACGUCAUGGAAGAGUAAAAGCAUUGAAUCUUAGUAACAUGGGCCUUGAAGGUACAAUUUCUCCUCAAUUGGGAAAUCUAUCUUUCCUAGUUGUUCUUGAUCUACGUAGCAAUAACUUCCAUGGUUACUUGCCACAAAAGUUACUUCAAUUACAUAGAUUGAAAUUGUUGGACUUGAGUUACAAUGAUUUUGUUGGAGAAAUUCCUUUAAGGAUAGGGGACUUGUCUAAACUUCAACAUUUGAAUUUUGGUUAUAAUAAUAUUGUUGGAUUUAUUCCUCAAUCUAUAUCCAAUUUGUCAAUGCUAAAGUACUUAGAUUGGAAAUCAAAUUUCAUCAAAGGAACUAUUCCACAUGUUAUUGGUCAACUUCAUCGGUUGAAAAUUUUGGAUAUUAGAAAUAACAAGCUCUCUGGAAUCAUACCAUCAACAAUUUCGAACAUGUCUUCACUUGAAGAAAUCUAUUUAUCUAAUAACUCCUUAUCAGGAGAAAUUCCAAAAGAAAUUGGUGAUCUCACACAAUUGAGAAUUAUGAACCUCCAAUAUAAUCUUCUCACGGGCAACAUAUUAUUCAUGUUCAACAACUCAUUGUUGCAAUACAUGUAUCUUGGUUUUAAUAAUCUAUCUGGCAUUCUUCCAUCAAAUGUUUGUCAAGGGAUUCCAAACCUUAGAUAUCUCUAUCUUUUUUCUAAUGAUCUUUCUGGUGAGAUGCCAAAAGUUUGGCGUAAUUGCAAAGAAUUGGAAGAUUUAGAGCUAUCUUACAAUAAUUUUGACAAAGGAAGUAUGCCGGCUGAAAUUGGAAAAUUGACCAAGCUUCAAUAUUUGUAUCUUUCUAAAAACAACUUGGAGGGUGAAAUUCCAUUCUCCAUCUUCAAUAGCUCUUCUUUGAUGGAGAUCAAUCUUGACAUAAACAAUUUAAAUGGAAGUCUCCCACAUGAGAUGUGCCAAUUUCCUCAACUUGAAAUAUUGACUCUACAUGAUAAUCAUUUUCGAGGAAUAAUUCCGCCAUCGAUUGGCAACUGCACAUUGUUACAAAGGUUAACUUUAGUAGAUAACUUCUUUACAGGUUCGAUACCAAUUGAGUUUGGCCAUCUCAAUCAACUUCAAUUUCUACAACUGGGAAGAAACAACCUGAGUGGAGCUAUUCCUUCAAAAAUCUUCAACAUUUCAACAUUGAAAAGUUUGCUUCUCGAACAGAAUUCUCUCUUCGGCAAUCUUCCAUUGCAUGUGGGAUUUGGCCUACCAAACCUACUACAAUUACACAUGUAUGGAAACAAUUUUUUUGGAAAUAUUCCAAGUAGUAUAUCCAAUGCUUCAAAUCUUGUUCAAUUUGACUUGAGUGCUAAUCAAUUUAGCGGUAUUAUACCCGAUUCUUUCGGAGAUUUAAGAGUCCUCGAAUCACUCAUCAUAGCUGGCAAUAAUUUAACAUUAAUAGAUGAUUCUCAUGAAUCCAACUUCUUUACUUCACUUACAAGUUGCAGAUAUCUGAGAUAUCUUGAUGUGUCAGAGAACAAUUUACUAUCAAAACUUCCCAACUCCAUUGGAAACUUAUCUUUAGAAGAUAUUUGGGCACAUUCUUGUGGAAUUUAUGGAAAUAUUCCACUAGAAAUUGGAAACAUGAGCAACUUGAUUCGAUUAUCUAUGUAUAGGAAUGAUUUAAAUGGAGUAAUCCCAAGUACAAUUAAAGGGUUAAAUGAACUUCAGUCUUUGGAUCUUGAAUAUAAUGGAAUGCAAGGAUCUAUAGUUCAUGAGCUUUGUGAAAUUAGGAGUUUGAGUGAGCUGUAUUUAACAAGCAAUAAGCUAUUUGGAGUGUUACCAACAUGUUUGGGAAAUAUGACUUCACUUAGAAAGUUUCACAUAGGAUCUAAUAGGAUAACUUCUAAGAUACCUUCUUCCUUUUGGAAUAUCAAAGAUAUUUUAGAGGUAAACUUAUCAUCUAAUGCUUUAAUUGGAAACCUUCCACUUGAAAUUAAGAAUUUAAGAGCUCUUAUACUAUUAGAUCUUUCAAAGAAUCAAAUUUCAAGCAACAUUCCAACGGCGAUAAGUUUCUUGACAACUUUAGAAACUCUCUCCUUAGCAUAUAACAAAUUGAAUGGUCCUAUUCCAACAUCACUUGGUGAAAUGUUAAGUUUGAGUUUCUUGGACUUGUCUCAAAAUCUUAUAACUGGUGUGAUUCCAAAAUCAUUAGAGUCACUUUCUUCUCUUAAGUACAUAAAUCUAUCAUACAAUAGAUUGCAAGGAGAGAUUCCUGAUGGAGGACCUUUCAAAAGCUUCACAGCUCAAUCUUUUAUGCAUAAUGACGCACUUUGUGGUCGUCCUCGCUUACAAGUACCUCCAUGUGAUAAACAAAUUAGGAAAAAAUCAAAGAAAAAGAUGAUAUUAAUCAUUUGCAUAUUAUCCAUAAUUGUUGUGUUAGGCAUUUUGGUUGUUGCAUGCAUAAUGCUUCGGAGGCGUAAAAGGAAAAAGGUUGAAAAUCCACUUAAAAAAAGUGAUUUGUCAGCUAAUUUAGGGUUUCCAAGAAGAAUAUCCUACUAUGAAAUUGUGAAAGCAACUAACGGAUUCAGUGAAAGUAAUUUACUUGGAAAGGGCGGCUUUGGAUCUGUGUAUCAAGGAAUGCUUUCUAGUGGGAAGAUGGUGGCAAUUAAAGUACUUGACUUGACAUUGGAGGCAACAUCAAGAAGUUUUGAUGCAGAAUGUAAUGCAAUGCGUAACCUUCGACAUCGAAAUCUUGUUCAGGUUAUCAGUAGUUGUUCAAAUGAUGAUUUCAAAUCUUUGGUGUUGGAGUUUAUGUCAAAUGGAAGUGUGGAAAAAUGGUUACACUCAGAGAACUAUUGUUUGGAUUUCUUACAAAGGUUGAAUAUAAUGCUAGAUGUGGCAUUUGCAUUGGAGUAUCUACAUCAUGGUUCUUUCAUACCAGUGGUUCAUUGCGAUUUGAAACCUAGUAAUGUUUUACUAGAUGAAGAUAUGGUUGCACAUGUUAGUGAUUUUGGCAUUUCCAAGCUCUUGGAUGAAGGACAAUCAAAAACUCAUACGCAGACAUUAGCUACUCUUGGUUAUGUUGCACCAGAAUAUGGAUCUAAGGGAGUCAUUUCAAUUCAAGGAGAUGUAUACAGUUAUGGGAUAAUGCUAAUGGAAAUGUUCACAAGAAAGAAGCCAACAAAUGAAAUGUUUUCAGAAGAAUUAAACUUGAAAACUUGGAUUAGUGAAUCAAUGGUCAAUUCAGUUAUGGAUGUUGUGGAUUACAAUUUAGUCUCACAACAUGAGGAAGAACUUCAUGAAAUUUUAGCCUUAGCAUUGAGCUGUUGUGAAGAUUCACCAGAGGCAAGAAUUAAAAUGACAGAUGUAACUGCAUCGUUAAUCAAAAUCAAGACCUUAGUUAUGCGAUGAAAAACGAAAUCAAAAAAUAGUACUAACUGGUUUUGGGUUAUUUAUUAGCCUAGAAUAAUCCU
This is a messenger RNA of Trifolium pratense (red clover), 3674 nucleotides long. RefSeq names its product probable LRR receptor-like serine/threonine-protein kinase At3g47570. The coding region runs from base 1 to 3612 and encodes 1203 amino acids. Gene Ontology annotation, molecular function: ATP binding; protein binding; protein kinase activity. The record is from RefSeq and is a predicted model, not a curated record. The transcript is spliced from 5 exons. Gene Ontology annotation, biological process: protein phosphorylation. Lineage: Eukaryota; Viridiplantae; Streptophyta; Magnoliopsida; Fabales; Fabaceae.